AAAUUUUCAAAAAUAUAUAAAAUAAUGACCUGAUUUAUUGUUGCCAUUAGUGAUUAUAAUCUUAUCAUCGUUAUAGGAAAAAAAAUCACCCUCUUUCUCUCUUCUCUCAAACGAUAAGAUAACAUUUCUUUUUUUGUUCAAUCCAUCAUUCGUUGUUGAUUGAGCAACCAAAUUGAUUUGAAAAAAAAUAAACUUUCUGUUUGUUUGUAUUCACCGAAAUUCGAAUUUUGUUUUUCAAAUUGAAUCAAAAAUGGCAACAUCAAAUUGUCGAAAUGUUGGAAAAUUAUUACAAAAACAAAGUGCAUUAUUUAUUUGUGAUUUACAGGAAAAAUUUCGUACAAAUAUACAAUAUUUUGAUGCUAUUGUACAGGUAUCAUCACGUCUUUUACGUGCAUCACGUUUAUUAGAUGUUCCGGUUAUUGCUACUGAACAAUAUCCAAAAGGAUUAGGUUCAACAGUUAAAGAACUUGGAUUAAAUGAAUAUCCGGAUAUAAAACCUGUUGCUAAAACACAAUUUUCAAUGUUAACCACUGAUGUAAUCGAACGAUUAAAGCAACAACAUCCUGAAGUCAAAAAUAUUAUUCUUUGUGGUAUUGAAACACAUGUUUGUGUACAAGGUACAGCAUUGGAAGCAAUGCAAGCCGGUUAUGAUGUUCAUAUUGUUGUUGAUGCAUGUAGUUCAAGAUCAAUGGUAGAUCGAAUGUUUGCAUUUGAACGUAUGAAACAGGCUGGUGCUUGGCUUACAACAUCCGAAUCGGUUAUUCUUGGAUUAGUAGCUGAUGCAUCGAAUCCAAAAUUUCGUGAUGUACAAAAAUUAAUUUUGCAAACAGCACCGGAUUCAGGUCUUUUAUCAUUAUUGGCAAAUAAAAUGUAAACAAAUAAAUUCGGUUGUCUUAUUUUUGUAA
This is a messenger RNA of Dermatophagoides pteronyssinus (European house dust mite), 905 nucleotides long. Its product is annotated as isochorismatase domain-containing protein 2-like. Lineage: Eukaryota; Metazoa; Arthropoda; Arachnida; Sarcoptiformes; Pyroglyphidae. The record is from RefSeq and is a predicted model, not a curated record.